Messenger RNA from Strongylocentrotus purpuratus (purple sea urchin), 1946 nucleotides. RefSeq names its product probable gluconokinase. Gene Ontology annotation, cellular component: cytoplasm. Gene Ontology annotation, molecular function: gluconokinase activity. The transcript has 5 exons. Lineage: Eukaryota; Metazoa; Echinodermata; Echinoidea; Camarodonta; Strongylocentrotidae. Bases 198 to 989 code for a protein of 263 amino acids. The record is from RefSeq and is a predicted model, not a curated record.
GGUGUUUACGAUACGGUGGCCGUGGCCCAGUGUUUAGCUCAAUCAGCUGUAAACGUAAACUGGGAGGAGGGAGGGGGAGGGGCCACUCGAUUGUUUUGUCUCGAUCAUCGACAUCGUUGUCAUUCUGUGAUAAGAGAAGUUAAAGGCCAACUACACAAUAACAAGUUUGUACAUCUACUCUGUAGACCUUCUUGAAAAUGAUUUUGAUCUUGAUGGGAGUGAGUGGAAGCGGAAAGUCAACAAUUGGGCAUAUGCUUGCAGAAAAGCUUCAGUGGACUUUUGAAGAUGGAGAUGACUAUCACCCACCAAGCAACAAAACAAAGAUGUCUUCGGGAGUUCCCCUUGAUGAUACGGACCGACAUCAAUGGCUUCUGAACCUGAAUAGUAUAAUACAAAGAUGGCAGAGAAGUAAUCAGCAUGGCAUCAUUGUGUGCUCAGCGUUGAAGCUCAAAUACAGACAGGUACUGCUAUCUGGACGCAGCGCCAAAUACUUUGAUACUGAUGUGAGCUCCUCAUCCAACUUCAAACAGAGGCACUCACAAGAUGUUAGAACAGAUUCCACAUCUGAGAUGGAAUCUACUCAUACCGAGGUGGAUCAAUUGCAGGUCGGGAAACAAGAGGAUCAUCUUCCUCACCAAAGUCUAUCAACACAAACAGCAUCAGUCCAAGAUGUUGCUACAACAUUGCAUAGACAACAGGAGGAGCAUCACUACAUUGCCAAGGACGAUGACUGUUGCGGCCUCACAGGCUGUAAACCACCCCUGGUACUGUUCGUCCAUCUCAAGAGCACUAUGGAGCUCAUCUCAUCUCGACUAAGUGAGAGGAAAGGACACUUCUUUAACCCUGGACUCCUCCAAUCUCAGUUUGAUACUCUUGAGGAGCUAGGUGCGGAUGAAGACGGUCUUGUUGUGGAUGUUAGCAAUUCGCUGGAUUCAGUCGUGUCUCAGAUAAGGGAUCAUGUUCUAACUUCACUGUCAGAGCCAAUUUGAUUUUACAGAUCUUAUAACAUAGGUGACUAGGAUGCUACAGACCAAUCCAGAGUGCUUUGGACCAUACUCACUCUUGAUGGGUUUGCUCAUUUGACUGAAUGGAAUGCAAUAGAGUAUAAACUGAUGAGACAAGACAAUGUGUUGGCUCUCAGCAGGACUAUGCAUUUGUAAAUGAUUUGAUAAAUACUGGUAAGGACUUUAUCUGAGAAUGCUAAAAUUAUAUGCAGUGCUCUCCAUCAACUUCUGUUUCCUGGGGCCUGGGUACACUUUUCUUUUUAUUUGUGUAACCAUGCACCCUCUAUAAACAUUUUAAUAAUAUGAGGGUCCAGACUCCCAGAGUGAAAAUUUGAGGGGUCUAACUAUGUCAGACCCCUAUUGGUUUUGAGCCUUGCAUUUAAAGAUGCUGUACUUUUAAUGGCACAAAGGGAUACAUGUACCUGUUCUUUUUUAACACAAGUGCAUGAUCAGUUCAAAAUAAUCAAUGUGCCAACCUCUCCAUCUACAUUUUAUGAAAAUGUUCCCAGAGCACAAUUUUUAUCCAUAAAUCCUCUCUUUUACAUCAAUUAUUUACUUUUCUGUUGAUUUUCCAGAAUGCCAUUUCCAUCACGUCAAAUUAGAUAUCUAGUGUUGUAUGCCCGAUUCACACACCGGAAAAGACUUUAAAAUGUUGACUAACUCUAGUACUGUACCUUAAUUGUGCUUUAAGCGAAGAAACUUAAAACCAUAAUAUGUUGUGGUUCUCAUUUUUUUUCACAUUAUUUCCAUUUGAUAGUUUGUAUUUAUAAUUUUUAGUGAAACAUGACCAUCAAUCCUCAUUUUUUACAAGUGAAUGCUCAAGUGACACCAGAAGAGACAAUGCAAUAAGUAUUUCCUGCAAUAAAAUAUCACAGUAUUUUAUUUCAUGUAUUCUUUAUAAAAUCAUUUACUUGAAUUCUUGAUUAAAGAAUACAAAAAAUA